Molecule: messenger RNA, 987 nt
Organism: Batrachochytrium dendrobatidis JAM81
Lineage: Eukaryota; Fungi; Chytridiomycota; Chytridiomycetes; Rhizophydiales
Exons: 6
Coding region: 1-987 (328 amino acids)
Biological process (GO): DNA catabolic process
Molecular function (GO): endonuclease activity; nucleic acid binding
Source: RefSeq, a predicted model, not a curated record
AUGCAUCAUCAUCCUAUUCUCUUUGUUUUAGGCAUAUCAUUGCCAUAUGCACUGGCAUGGAGUGAUUACACCCACUCGGUUAUUGGUGCUGUUGCCCAAAACUUCCUCGAUCAAAACGGUGUUAGAUUUGUUCAACAUAUUCUCCGAGGCACAACGCUUUAUGAAGCCAGUUCAUGGGCAGAAUACCUUCAAACUCGUGGAAAACGAUACAACGAACUUCAUUUUUAUUUUGACAGAAGUGUUGGUGCUAUUGAUAGUACUUAUCCACCUAUGAAUGACCAAUGUCGGUACGAUCCUGAGCGGGAUUGUCUCAACGGAAAAUGCUUGCCUAAUGCUAUUGGAAAAUAUACUGAUGUGUUUCAAUGUGCACGACGUCAGUCGCCACAUCAAUUAUCCGAUGCGCUAAUGUUUUUAGUUCAUUACGUUGGUGAUGCUGGACACCCGUUUUUGUCCAACGGACAUGAUAAUGGACGCAAAGAUCAACAAGUUUACUUUGAAGGAAAAUCGGCGACUUUUAAUCAAGUGUGGGAUUAUUAUAUGCCCAAUCGUCGUAUCCACCGCGACUUUCACGGAAACAUUAUGAAUUAUGCGUACUAUCUCACCAAUCAGAUUCAUAGCAAUUCAUUUAGUUCUCAUGUCUCCACAUGGGCACCUCACCGUCAUGUUUACGAAAGAUCACAGUAUGGUCUGAAUCAAAAUGCCAUUGAUUGGGCAACAGACACGGCAGUAGUGACUUGCCAGUAUAUCUGGCCAAUGUUUGAGUACAUGAAAAACCAAGAUUUGGGAGAGAGCUAUUAUUAUAGAUCGGUUAAUAUACUAGACAUGCAGAUUGCAAAAGGAGGAUACAGACUUGCAAGCUAUAUCAACCGUAUGGCUGCAAUGACAAAUGGUGGACAAUGCACAGAUUUCUAUUCAGGGAAUUCCAAAUCAUGCAUAACAGGGAUUGCUAGCAUUGCUGUUCCACUUCUUCUUGCUCUGGCUCUUUAA